Messenger RNA from Cyphellophora attinorum, 654 nucleotides. Its product is annotated as ER membrane protein complex subunit 4. The coding region runs from base 1 to 654 and encodes 217 amino acids. The transcript has a single exon. The record is from RefSeq and is a predicted model, not a curated record. Lineage: Eukaryota; Fungi; Ascomycota; Eurotiomycetes; Chaetothyriales; Cyphellophoraceae. Gene Ontology annotation, cellular component: EMC complex. Gene Ontology annotation, biological process: protein folding in endoplasmic reticulum.
AUGACAUAUGCUCACGACGUCCUCCGGCCUGAUAUCAAAGCAUACUCGAUAGAUCCACCACAAGGCGCUUACAAUCUACAUCUCAGCAUGUCAGUCCAGAAAUCGGCGGGCAGUGUCCCGCCGCCGCCGAAAUGGGUGGUUGACUUGAACAACGGUCUUCCUCCAAAGUCAAAGAAUGCUUCUAGCAUCACAAAUCCACCAGGUUAUGGCUCAUCACAGUCCAUGUCGACCAAGCAGAAAUCGCAAGCAGUCGCGCGAAAGCCUCCGACGCCGGAAGAGAUGAACACGUUGAAGAUCAAGAAGGCAUGGGAGAUAGCGCUGGGACCCGCGAAACAGAUACCGAUGCAAGCGAUCAUGAUGUACAUGUCCGGCAACACUCUACAGAUCUUCUCGAUCUUCAUGGUCUACAACCUCUUCAAGAGUCCCAUCCAAGGGCUGACGCAAACCAACACGGUCUUCUCGAAAUUCGAAAGCGCAGGAACAUAUGGUCAGAUGCUCGGCAUCAGAGCGGCUUAUGUGAUAAUGCAGCUGUUGCUGUUGUGCCUGGGCAUUUACAAGGUGAAUUCGAUGGGUCUACUGCCGACGACAAGGAGUGACUGGUUGGCAUGGGAAACAGAACGGCAACCUUUGGAAAGAGCAUAUUUCGCUUUUUGA